ACAAACCGUACACCGCUGGUAUGGCGUUAAUUUACAAAUGAAUCAAAGUCUAUAAAAGAAGCGUCGCGAUUACUCAGUUUCGUUAACUAAAGCGCAUCGAGAUUACUAUAAAAAUAGCUGACACGAUAUGCAGGUAGAAAGGGGCUAACGAAUAGGAGAUGUCGUCAUCAGAGAGCGACAUAACAACAAACCGUAGCGCUGGGCUGAAGACUGCUCGGGUCUCUGCUACUGUAAUGUGGUGAUGGACAGUGAAGUGCAGAGGGACGGAAGAGUUCUCGAUCUCACAGAUGAUGCCUGGAGAGAAGACAGACUGCCGUACGAGGAUGUCACGAUCCCACUGAGUGAACUUCCAGAAGCAGAGCAAGACAACGGCGGAUCAACGGAGUCAGUCAAAGAGCAGGAGAUGAAGUGGUCAGAUCUCGCCCUGCAGAGUUUGCAUGAAAACACCCCAAACAUCGGCACUUAGAUGUGAGGAUGCUCCGUCCAUGUGUCUGUGAACCAUGUAGAAGAUUUACGACGCGAAAGACUCAUUUCCUGAUUACGAGCCGGUGUAAUUUGCAUUAAAGUGUUUCAUUGUUUUGAUAUAAAUAAAUAAAAUGCUUCAAAUGUAAAA
This is a messenger RNA of Puntigrus tetrazona (Sumatra barb), 613 nucleotides long. It is a transcript of the gene anapc13, whose product is annotated as anaphase promoting complex subunit 13. Bases 242 to 466 code for a protein of 74 amino acids. The record is from RefSeq and is a predicted model, not a curated record. Gene Ontology annotation, cellular component: anaphase-promoting complex. The transcript is spliced from 3 exons. Lineage: Eukaryota; Metazoa; Chordata; Actinopteri; Cypriniformes; Cyprinidae. Gene Ontology annotation, biological process: protein K11-linked ubiquitination.